AACUUUCCCUGUGCGCAACAGCUCCAAAGCGCGCACACACAUAUCAUAAUGAAAGGCAUUUUGUACUUUAUCUAGAUUAGAUAACGCUGCAGUAGCAAUUUAGUGAAAAUAGCAUAUUAAUCAAUAUUUAUGGUGCAUUUGCAAGUUUUGCUUUGAUACUGAGCGGAUUUUGGUGAUGAUGGGCAUGGCUUUUCUCUGUGGUUCCCCUGUGACUUUUCGUGUCUGGCUGACUUUGCUGAUCUGCGGCUAUCCUGCUUUGGCUUUUUCGGUCGCUGGACAGCAAGAGACGACAUGUGAGGCGAACGGUAGCGUCUAUUAUGUCGGCGAAUGGUACUUUCUAGACUCGGAUCCUUGUACUCAGUGCGAAUGUACGGCGGACGGGUCUGCUUGCGCGCGGACUGAGUGCACAUCCCUGCCUACCGCCUGCAUCCAUGUCAGCCAUUACCCGACAGACUGCUGUCCGAGAUGCGAGAAGAUCGGCUGCGAGUACGGGGGAGAAGUGUAUGAACUCGGACAACAUUUUCAGCCGUCAGCGUGUGAGCAGUGCACUUGUUACAGUGAUGGCAUUGCCCACUGUCAGGUGGCAGACUGUGCCCCUCCACCAUGUGUUGAUCCAGUCUAUCAGAAAGGCGAAUGCUGCCCUCAGUGCAAGGAUGGGCCGAACUGUUACGUGAACGCCUCCAGGACGCAGGUGAUCCCUGGAGGAGAGUCAGUGUGGGUGGACUCCUGUACCAAAUGUCGGUGUCAUGACAUCCAGGAUGCAGGUUACUGGGAGGGCAACCGUUUGGCUAUGUGUUCCCGUAUCCGAAAUUGCCUGCCUGAUGAGGGGCUAAACUGAGGUGAAAGGGUCAUCUGUCAUCCUCGGUUAUACAGUGGAUAUAUAGAACGCUUUGUCAGCAGAUUUCUAAACCACACUUACAGAAGAAAGUCUGUAUACAGCUAUUAAGAGCCUACUUGACAAUUCUUUCUCAGUUUCAGACAAUUCAGUUUCUCUGGAUUACGAAUAAUUCAUUGGAUUUAAUUUUUUUUUCAAGGUUUGAAACAACGAUCUUAUUGAAAACAAUUUAUAUGGGCUGAAUUUAAACAAACAAAUUAAAUUUAGUAAUGUUCAACUUAGUAUAAAUAUUUUGCAACCAGUGACCAUAAAAAAGUCUAGUAAACCCAAUGAAUAAUGUUUUUUUUUAGCAUUUUUAGCAGUAGAGAACAAAAGAUCUGCCAUUUUUCAUGUUUAUAUUUAUUUUUUAGACAGCAUAGUAGUAACUGUUUAACUUCAGAAGAGUUAAAAGGGGUAGUUCACACAAAAAUGAAAUUUUACUCACCCUUGAGUGGUUCCAAACCUUUAUGACUUUCUUUCCUCUGUUGAACACAAGAAAUUAUUUUGAAGAAAGCUGAAAACCUGUAAUCAAUGACUCCUAUAGUAGGAAAAACAACUACUAUGGAUGUCAGUCAAUGUUUCUUGGAACUUAUAAAGAUUUGGAACCACUCAAGGGUGAGUAAAUGAUGACAUUAUUAACAUUUUUGGGUGAAAUAUCCUUUUAAGGGAAUCAAUAUCUGAAUUUAAAGGAAAUGAUUCAGGUCAAUUGUCCUUUUCUUGAAAAAUCUGAUAACGUUUACAUGGACACCAAUUAUCCAAUUUUAAUGCGAUUAAGACAAUACUUUGAUUAAGAGUCUAUCAUGUAAACAGUGAUUUUUGAUUAAUUUAAUCUGAUUAAUGUCAUAAUCGAACUAAACAGAAAUGGAUUUAGGACAUGUGGAGUAUGCUGAAUUUAGUCACAUUAUUUGAAGUGCAUUACAAACAUGUAAACACCGCAAUCAAACUAUUACCGUUGUGUAUAUUCCAUACACACACAGCUGUUUGACACUAUUCUCUGCAUCUACCGAGUCAGUGAAGGACCACAGACACCAGCAUCACGAAAUACAGUUUUUUUUUUCCCAUAUGGCGGUAUCAAAUUCAAUUGAAACAACACUCUUCCAGCAGUUCAUACUCACAUCCAAUAUUUCGUUUGUCACAGGGGGUAUGCAUGAAAUGUUCCUGAAUGAAAGUGAAAGUGCCAAACUGCAAAGUCGACAAAUUAAAAAAUCAUACACCCGAAAUUACAUGAAACUCUGGAGGAAAUGUGGAUAGCGUGGUGACGCAAUGACGGUAAUCAAAUUAUGUGCUAUAACAUGUAAACCGGGAUCAUGAAAAAAACAUUCAAAAAGCAUGUAAACACCUUAAUUAUAUUAUUGUCCUAUUCAGAUUAAGACAAAUAAUUCCACUACUGAUGUCCAUGUAAAAGCGGUCAAUCACUUUCUUCGAAACUUAGUAGACAUUUUCUCAAAGAUGAACAUUUUACUCAAACCCAUUCCUAAGCAAAUCCAGAGAAAUUGUCAAGUCUCUUAAUUUUAUCAAUAGCUGUAUCAUAUAAGCUUUAUACAACUAAAAACUCACUAUUAUUAUUAUUUUUAUGUUAACUAACCCUUUAGCAUUACGUUUUUUAUUGUAAAACAAGUGUUUAUAAUAUUAUGUUGACUUUCUAAGGGCUAUUCCCUAAUGGAACCAAUCAGCUUAGUUUUGAGACACCUUUUUGGCACGGUUGAAAAAAAAGCACAAUGAACAUAUUACUUUUUAUAUGCCUUUUAGUAUCUAUGUUGUAUAAAAUGUUGAUGCUGUUUUGAAGUUGUUUUCAGUGGUAUUUUAAAUGAUUUAAAGCAGCAUGUGUAUUAUUUCCUGCUUCAAAAGCUCAAAAACCAAAGUAUGUUAAGACUGCGAGACUUACAUUACUGCCAUGCAGGCAUGGAAAUAGCUAAUGUAGCAUGAAAUACAGCCAAACAAGCUCUUCAUAAAUGAAUCAUGCAUAAAUAACACAGGCUUGUUUAUGCUUUAUUUCUGUUCUGACAUCUCAUUGUAAAAGCUGUGGUAAUGUUACUUUUCUCCUCAAGAACUAUUUGCAAUAAUGACACAGAAUGUACACAAAUAUAAAUAAACCACAAGUGAUCUA
This is a messenger RNA of Danio aesculapii, 2981 nucleotides long. RefSeq lists its product as uncharacterized. The record is from RefSeq and is a predicted model, not a curated record. Gene Ontology annotation, biological process: negative regulation of BMP signaling pathway. NCBI's taxonomy places the organism in Eukaryota, Metazoa, Chordata, Actinopteri, Cypriniformes, Danionidae. The transcript has 3 exons. Gene Ontology annotation, molecular function: protein binding. Gene Ontology annotation, cellular component: AMPA glutamate receptor complex. The coding region runs from base 176 to 838 and encodes 220 amino acids.